ACAGGUGGAGCCCGAGAGGUCACAGAGCUGAGUACAGGGCUUGGAGCUCCGAGCUCCCAGAAACCAUGAGUUGGUCCUUGCACCCACGGAGUGUAAUCCUCUACUUCUCCUCUCUCUUACUGCUCUCUUCAACCUGCCUGGCAUAUGUCGCCACCAGAGACAACUGCUGCAUCUUAGAUGAAAGAUUUGGUAGCUUCUGCCCUACCACCUGUGGGAUUGCCGAUUUCCUGUCUACUUACCAAACGUCUGUAGACAAGGACCUCCAGAUCUUGGAGGACCUCUUUCAUCAAGCAGAAAACAAAACAACAGAGACCAAAGAACUGAUCAAGGCGAUCCAGAUCAGCUAUGACCCGAGUGAACCAGCAAAGCCAAAUAUGAUAGAGACUGCUACGCAGAAUUCCAAAAAGAUGAUGGAGGAAAUCAUGAAAUAUGAAGCACUGAUUUUAACACACGACUCAAGUAUUCGAUUUUUGCAGGACAUAUAUGAUUCCAAUAAUCAAAAGAUCAUUACCCUGAAGCAGAAGGUGGCCCAGCUGGAAGCACAGUGCCAAGAGCCAUGCAAAGACACAGUGAAAAUCCACGACACGACUGGGAAAGACUGCCAAGACAUUGCCAACAAGGGGGCCAAGGAGAGCGGACUUUACUUUAUCAAGCCUCUGAAGGCUAAGCAGCAGUUCUUAGUCUACUGCGAAAUCGAGGGGAAUGGCAAUGGAUGGACUGUGCUGCAGAAGAGGCUUGAUGGCAGUGUCAAUUUCAAGAAGAACUGGAUUCAGUAUAAAGAAGGCUUCGGACAUCUGUCUCCUACUGGCACCACCGAAUUCUGGCUGGGGAAUGAGAAGAUUCACUUGAUAAGCACACAGUCUGCAAUCCCAUAUGUACUGAGGGUGCAACUCAAAGACUGGAAUGGCAGAACCAGUACUGCAGACUACGCCAUGUUCAAGGUGGGCCCUGAGGCUGACAAAUACCGCCUGACCUAUGCCUACUUCAUCGGCGGAGAUGCUGGCGAUGCCUUUGAUGGCUACGAUUUUGGGGAUGAUCCUAGUGACAAGUUCUUCACAUCCCACAACGGCAUGCAGUUCAGUACCUGGGACAGUGACAAUGAUAAGUUUGAAGGCAACUGUGCAGAACAGGACGGAUCUGGUUGGUGGAUGAAUAAGUGUCAUGCUGGCCACCUCAAUGGAAUUUAUUACCAAGGCGGCACUUAUUCCAAAGCAUCUACGCCUAACGGCUAUGACAAUGGCAUUAUCUGGGCCACCUGGAAAUCCCGCUGGUAUUCCAUGAAGGAAACCACUAUGAAGGUAAUCCCGUUCAACAGACUGUCCAUCGGAGAAGGCCAGCAGCACCACCUGGGAGGAGCCAAACAGGCUGGAGACGUUUAAAAGACGGUUUCAAAAGUGAUUUGCUUUUUUAAAGGACUUUAUCUGAACAGAGAAAUAGAAUAUUUUUCCUAUGGGACAAUGGACUUUCAAAGCCUCACUUCAUUCUAAGAAUAAACCAAACUCAUGUUGAAAACUCCAUUAGCAGUUUUAUGCCGGUGAUAAUUUAUCUACGUGCAUUUCAAUAAACAUUGUGUUUCCUAAGACUAGA
Chinchilla lanigera (long-tailed chinchilla) is the source of this 1587-nucleotide messenger RNA. RefSeq names its product fibrinogen gamma chain (gene Fgg). NCBI's taxonomy places the organism in Eukaryota, Metazoa, Chordata, Mammalia, Rodentia, Chinchillidae. Gene Ontology annotation, molecular function: signaling receptor binding. The transcript is spliced from 10 exons. The coding region runs from base 66 to 1379 and encodes 437 amino acids. The record is from RefSeq and is a predicted model, not a curated record. Gene Ontology annotation, cellular component: fibrinogen complex. Gene Ontology annotation, biological process: blood coagulation; platelet activation; protein polymerization.